Molecule: messenger RNA, 1164 nt
Organism: Haliotis rubra (blacklip abalone)
Lineage: Eukaryota; Metazoa; Mollusca; Gastropoda; Lepetellida; Haliotidae
Product: phytanoyl-CoA hydroxylase-interacting protein-like
Exons: 3
Coding region: 135-566 (143 amino acids)
Source: RefSeq, a predicted model, not a curated record
AUCAAGAGAAAGAUCAUCUUCAAGCACUACAUACUAAGGCCGAAUAUCACUGUUCCAGCCGGUCUUCCGAAACAGUCAGUGUCCUUUACCGCAAUAAACCUGCUGACUAUUUCAAGCAACUUGUAAAUAAAACCAUGAUGCCACAACUGAAGGACAACGGCGGGGAUCCACGCUGUCCCAUAAACGGGAGACUGAAAGGUGUGUUCUUCGGGGUGACCCCUUGGAACGGUCGGCUACCAACUAAAUCCCCAUUCGGAGACACCAGAGUGGUGGUGCCCCUAAAGAGACUCUUUGAUGACUCUGCCAGGCUGUACUUCGCCGAUUUCUACUGUAUGAAAGAUCAAAGGAAGAAUCACUACGUCAUAUUGGUCCUUACAAAGAAGGAUACAAAAGCUGACAACUUCUGUGAGAAGCACCUCAUUCGUUUGGAUGAACGAACCAACGUGUUCCUGAGGAAAGAAGAAAGCACCUAUAAAACUCUCCGGCAGGGCAACGUAUGGGUUGAAGUCUUCUAUACAGAUGAAGUGGAUAUAUUGGGGCUGGAGCAGUACAGGAGGCAUAAGUAAAACACCUAAUUGUAAAAUAUGCAAUGUAGAUCCACAGACUGAUGUCCCUGACCUUCAGAAAACAAUGUCAAUGCUUAAAUUAGAAAAUUAGAAAGGACAAGGACAGAUCAAUCUGAAAAGUGAAUACAAGAACCAUGUGUGUACAUGAUAACCAACAUUUGGCUUUAUGCUUUACUAUAGGGGUAACAUUGUUUGAGAUAUUGAAGGUACUUUUUAUAAAUAGUUAUUUUAUUGAUUUGUUUCUGAAUAAAUGUUGCUACAUACUCUGAAAGUGAACAUAUGUGAACAUUAGUGAAGUGCUGUCUGUAUCGCUGUAUUGCUGAAUCACGCUAAAAGAAAUGUCUUUUGAAGGUGGUUGUCCAGAUCGUUGUCACUGCUGUGCCAUUGAAUCAUCAACAAGACACUAUCAAUGUCUAUCAAUAUAACGUUUUGUAGAUCCAUAGUAAUUCACUAUUUGUAAUGUAACCUAUUGCCUUUAACAUGAUUCACUGUUUGGAACAUAAAUUCCUGCUUUUUGCAACAUCUGGGUAAUGUAUAUGUAUAAUUCUAAUGUAUAUGGUCUGGCGGCCUUUUGUACAAUAAACAUCUUUGACUUUGA